CUUGUCUGGACGAGUAGAGAGUAGAGUAUGGCGAGCAGUGGACGGCAUGGGCAGUCUGAGCUCCUUGUGUCUGGCAUCUUUGACCAGUGCUAUGCCAAGGCCAUGACCUAUGGCGCGGGUGGUGGCCUGGCUGGCCUCACCUCUGCCGUCCUCUUCAUCAAGAACUCGAAUGCUGUCCGCAUGGCGGUGGUGGGCAUGGGCGUCGGCGUCGGCCUCGGCAUUGCCGUCGCCCAGUGCUCCCAGGCCCUCAAGACGCCUGUCAUUACAGAGAAGGUCGCCCACGGGACAGCAAACGAGUAGGAGUAAACAUGAUGGUUAGCUG
Molecule: messenger RNA, 322 nt
Organism: Thecamonas trahens ATCC 50062
Lineage: Eukaryota; Apusomonadida; Apusomonadidae
Exons: 2
Coding region: 28-300 (90 amino acids)
Cellular component (GO): mitochondrial inner membrane; MICOS complex
Source: RefSeq, a predicted model, not a curated record